UACACACACACAACGUAAGCAUGAGCUGCUUGCACGGCUGUGUGAGUUUGAGAGGAUGAGGACGAGGAGGAUGAAGAGUGGAGUUCUGCUGGUGUGGAUUGAGGCACUGGAGAAACAUCAGAGGGCUCAGCACACACACUGCCAGUCUGUCAUGAGGAGCUAUCUGCAGCGUUGGCAGUGCCACACACAGCACAGUGUGUGUGUGCGGGCCGUGUGUGCGUGGCUGCAGGGUAUGCGUGAGGAACGUAGCUUGCGCUGGGGUCUGCGCGUGUGGCGGGGCCGUCUGCGCCUGCGUCUGCGCAGAAGAGAGCGCGUGUGGCAGAGUGUGGCUGCAGUAGCGCUGCUGUGGAGAGAGAGGGCGCUGGAGAGCAGAGCACAGAGACACAGAGAGGAGAGGCUCACACUGCUGGCCAGACAGUGUCUCACAGCAUGGAGCGACUAUGCCAAGAGUGUGUGUGUAGAGCGAGUGCUGGUGUGUGAGUUUGAGGAGGAGAGGAAGAUGAUGAUGAAGAGCAGAGCUCUGGCAGUAUGGAGACAGAGGGCCGAGAUUAGAUGGGUGGAGCGGCAUUACAACUCCAGGCUGCUAGGGGGCGCACUGCAUCUCUGGAUGAGCGCUCUGAUUGGCCGGAGAAGGAGCCGGGAGAGCGCGCUGGUUGCAGCGCGUGUCUGGAGGCAGAAAACUCUGCCGAGUCGAGAGCUGAUGGAGAGAGCGGAGGAGUUUCAGUGGCAACGGCACAUGGCCACGCUCACACACUGCUUCUCACACUGGCGCAUGGCAUACACACACACACGCAUCAGCCAAGACUUUCACCGUCGGACAGUGUGUAACAGAGUCCUGCUGGCUUGGCAGCACUACACUGAGACCACCCAGCGGAACCAGUACAAGGAGGCCUGGCUCCAGUGUGCUCGCGAGCAGAGGCUGCUGAGGGCCUGUUUCACCCGCUGGCUGGAGGCGCUGUGCCAGGCUGGCCUCAGGCAGGCCGCUCUGGAGCAGAGGCUGUGCCAGCUCGAGAGGCGGCGGGUGGCACGCAGCCUGCAGUAUUGGAGAGCAGCCACUAGGGGGCGAGAGGCACACAGGAGACGCAGCAGGAGUAUGUUGCAACAGUGUUUUAGUGUGUGGAGGGAGAGCACAGAGGAGCUGUGUGUGGCUGAAUAUCUGAGGGUCGAACAUGAAAGGAGAACGGCAAGAGAGGCUCUCAACACAUGGUUCCUGUGGACUAAAGAUCGCAGAGCACAGAGGAUGAUGGUAGAUGCCAUGUGGAUGUGGCUGGAUGGCAGGAGAGUUUCUAGAAGUUUCCACCAGUGGCUCAGAGCUCAUCGGCGCCACCAAGAGGCCUCACAGCAUCACAACAAACUACUGCUAUGCAGGGCGUUCCAGGGCUGGCGCUCAGUGUGUGAGGACAGGUGGAGGAGGACUGCGCUAUCCCAGAGGGCCGAGCAAGUGUGUGUGGUGCGUGUGUGUGAAGCGAGGAAGAGGGGCGUCUUGAGGGCUGCACUGAGUAUCUGGAGGAAGAAGUUUCAGGCUCGUCGGAGGUUGAGGGUGUGUGAGGGUGUAUUCUCACACUGGUUGCAGUUGGUUCACAGGAGACGAACAGUAAGACAGGCCCAGACACAACACAAAGACAUACAGCGGUACUGGUGUGUGUGGCGUGAGCGUGUUCAGGAGAGGACGUCCCAGGCGAGGCUGCUGCAGCUGCACUGGGCCUGCUGGAAGAAUCGCACCGCUGUGUCCCUCAUCGUGUCCACCAUGCAUAAUGACUCUGUGCAGCAGAGAGCUUGGCUGGUUUGGAGGAAAAAGAGAAUAAGAAACCGAGUGGCACAGGGCUUCAGUGCCAAUCUGAACAGAGCACUGCUGUCUGAGGCCUUCACUGAAUGGAGAAGAUUGACACUCUAUACAGGCUGACAGACUGUGUGUGUGUGUGUGUGUGUGUGUGAGAGAGAGAGAGAGAGAGAGAGAGAGAGAAAGAGAGACAGGGAGAGAUGCUUUAGUAAAUGAUGAGACAUCUGCGAAUGCUGUCAGACUUGAGAUUGCUGUAUGCUUGGAGUGACCCCAGAGAAGAGCCAUGUUUCU
Molecule: messenger RNA, 2071 nt
Organism: Sardina pilchardus (European sardine)
Lineage: Eukaryota; Metazoa; Chordata; Actinopteri; Clupeiformes; Clupeidae
Product: protein SFI1 homolog
Exons: 12
Coding region: 56-1903 (615 amino acids)
Source: RefSeq, a predicted model, not a curated record